AUGGAGGAGCAGGGUAUGCCGCGGCCCGCCAGGGUUGUGACGGCGAAUAAACUGCUCCAUUCCAUCCUACACGGCAACUCGCCGCUUCUUCCACCCGUGCUAAGUGGCGUAAAGCCGAAGAACGAGCCGGGGAAGGCGGUGUUGUUGGAGUCCAUUGACGAUGACCAGGUUUGGUACACUUAUAUGAAGGCUUCCAAGGAUGGAUCACUGCUGGAGGAGGCAUGCCGUGUCUUCCCCAACUUUUGGAAGGUCCACCACCGAUAUGCGCUGUACCACGUCUUCCAGAAGCGAAUUCGGAAAGCCUUCGACGUCUACGUCAAUGCAAUGAAGGAGCUGGACGACUACGAGCUCUACGUGUGCUACCUCAAAUUUCUGUACUGCAUGGCCUCCGUACAUGAGUAUAUCGCAGCGCUCUUCACCGCGGUGGACAAGGUUGGUAUGGACCUGAGGUCCGAUCCGCUUUGGAAGGAACUGAUUGUAGUGCUGGUGAAGAUCUACAACUGUAACCUCAUGGAUCGCAACGUGCACACCGGAUUGCUGCCAAACCUUUUCCCUUCCAGGCAGGCGUCGGAAAUGGCGUCCGCAGGGGUCCCGAUGUAUCCGUCCGAAACGGAACAGAUGGCCUUCCGCGGCGUGAACACCCUGGACAAGAGCGAGCAAACCUACGUGCAGCUAUACGGCGACGUCAACCACGUUCGCAAGCUUUUCCAAAGGUGGCUGAGGACUCCCACGAACAACCUGAAGCAAGCGCUGGAUGCUUAUUCGGUCUUCGAGAAUAUCGCAAGUGCAGCUAACGUGCUUUGCACCAAGCUGCUCUCCGAAGCCAACACAACCUAUGAGGCAUCGAUUGUGGUCUAUGAGAAGCUCUCUGGGCUGUACAGAAAGGUGCUUCCUGCGAAACCUGCCAGAAGGUGCCAGCUGAACGCCGAGCAGACGGCCGAGGAGCAGCGCCAGGUGGGGUUCUGGACAGAGAUCAUAAAGUACGAGGAGAGCAACCCCCUCGACCUCCCCGCCUCCGAGGUCGUAGACAGGGUUUCCUUCACGCUGCGCGGCGCACUGGCUCCGCACAUGUUCUCAGGCAGCCUGUGGUACAUGUACUUCCAGUUCCUGCUGGCGAACGACAAGCGUGAGAAAGCUGUCGACACGUUGCGUUACGCGAUAAAGAAUUUCCUGCAGGAUGACGGAAAGAUGCAGUUUGUGCUGGCUGCGUAUUUGGACGACGGCGGCGAAUCUGCCGCUACAGAGUUCAGGAGGUUGGUAGACCCCGGUUUACGCCUCGUUGACGAGGGAGAGACUGCCACCGACGAGACGCAGCUGCGGCAGAUCCUGCAGUUCGAGCAGACCGACUCCGCCACCGCGGUGCAGCCGGCGCGGCUCAUCCAUUACCUCAACUACGUCCGCCGCAACCUGGGGCGCGCGAAGUGGCAUGAAGACGUGCAGGUGAUCCUCACGAAGCGGGAGCUGCUCAGCUGGGAGCUCUACUGGUACGCAGCAGACACCGAGGUCCGUUGCUUCGGCGACGUGGACGCCGCCGCCACCUUCCUCAGCGAGGCCCAGCAGGGCAUGCCGUUUGACAUGCACUACACCAUGCUUCACCUAAGGUUCCUGCUUAAUAUGGGGCGUGUUGUAGAUGCACGUGUACUGUUGACCCAACUCGUGGUGGGUGCAAAUGUAGCUGGGGAGACCAAGUGCAAACCAACCGCUUCCGAGAAGACCGCGUUGUGGCACUUUUGGCUCCACGCGGAGUACUUCUACGGCUCAAAAGAGCAGUUCUCCCACGUGAAAUCGCUGUUCGUUCAAGAUCGCAUCGCAUCGGAGGUGGGCCUAGACGUCUUCGCGGAGAAGUCGAAUCGCAAUGGAGUCAGUGCCAUUCGCCAGAUCUUCGGUGAUAUCGGCGCUGCUUUCAUGAAAACUCACAUGGACUCCAGCAAACGUGCGGCUACUGCGGAUAUGCAUGCUGUGGUGGAGCUGCGCAAGCGUCUUUUCUGCGUCGGCCUGGACUACGACGACCUGGACAGGGUGUUCCUUGUCGGUAACAGCCGCCCGGCGGCUGCCGUGGAGGAACCUACCAGCUCCGACGAGGAGCCCGAAAGUUAUGUACCCCCGUCCAACUUUGCUCAUCGUUCCGCCACCGAUCAGGACACCUCCCGCCACCACGUGGCUAUCACUAGACCCGACGUCACCGCUCUGGCUCCGCUCGACCCUCACAACACCGGCCCUGUUGAAUCGAUGGUCAUGCUGCACGCCAGCAGACGGCCGCCGCUACCAGACGGGGCCAAACCCAUGGAUACAGUCGCCACCCCGCCGAAGGUGCUCUUCGACUUACUACGCGUGCUGCCCAACCCCAAUCCAAAGGGUCCCUUCCCCAAGAUGUACGGAAACGCUGAGGCUAUAGACUACCUGAUACGCUCUCUGGAAGGCACAAGUUUCAAGGAGGUCCAGCUCCGGGACUACCAACCGCUGCCCGUGAACCAGCUGCUGCACCUGAAGAACGCCGCUGGAUCUGACGGCCAAACAACAGAAGCAUCUAUCGAGUCGGCGGCGAAUGAGGGCGCCUUUGAUCUGAACAACGGGUUGUUUUCAAUCCUCCGUUUCGUCGAGGGCCACGUCGGCACGGAAGAAGUCGGCCGCUUGAAGGCAAAGAAAGCGUCUAAGAAGCAGAAACUAGCGAUAUGA
Molecule: messenger RNA, 2676 nt
Organism: Babesia ovata
Lineage: Eukaryota; Apicomplexa; Aconoidasida; Piroplasmida; Babesiidae
Product: mRNA 3-end-processing RNA14
Exons: 9
Coding region: 1-2676 (891 amino acids)
Biological process (GO): mRNA 3'-end processing
Cellular component (GO): nucleus
Molecular function (GO): protein binding; mRNA binding
Source: RefSeq, a predicted model, not a curated record